Paramecium sonneborni is the source of this 954-nucleotide messenger RNA. NCBI's taxonomy places the organism in Eukaryota, Ciliophora, Oligohymenophorea, Peniculida, Parameciidae. The record is from the annotation of a GenBank genome assembly.
AAGUAAUUGGCCUUAUGAAUAUCAGUCAUAAUAUACAUGAAUUGAAGAAAAUGGAAAAUCAUGAUCAUUGGGUCCAAUCAGUAUGCUUCUCUCCUGAUGGCUCUACAUUAGCUUCAGGUAGCUUAGAUGACUCUAUUCGCUUAUGGGAUGUUAAAACAGGAUUACAAAAAUACAAAUUGGAAGGUUAUGAAUAUCACGAAUAAGGAUUCAACUCGGUAUGCUUCUCUCCUGAUGGUAUUUAAUUGGCAUCUGGUGGUACUGAUAACUUUAUCCGUUUAUGGGAUCUUAAGACAGGAGAAGAAAUAGUCUAAUUCAGUGGUCAUAAAAGUUAAGUCUCCUCAGUAAGCUUCUCUCCUGAUGGCAUUAAAUUAGCAUCUGGUAGUGGAGAUAAAUCUAUCCGUUUAUGGGAUGUUAAGACAGGAUAACAAAAAGCAAAAUUCGAGGGUCAUAGUGAUAGAGUCUGGUCAAUCUGCUUUUCUCCUGAUGGUACGGCAUUAGCAUCUGGUAGUGAUGAUAAUUCUAUUUUUUUAUGGGAUGUUAAUACAGGAUAGAAAAAAGACAAAUUGAAUGGUCAUGAUGAUUCAGUAUACUCAGUAUGCUUCUCUCCUGAUGGUACUACAUUAGCAUCUGGGAGUGGAGACAAAUCUAUCCGUUUAUGGGAUAUUAAGACAGGAUAAUAAAAAGCAAAAUUCGAUGGUCAUAGCAAUAUUGUAGUAUCAAUCUGCUUUUCUCCUGAUGGUACCACAUUAGCAUCUGGUAGUUACGAUAACUCUAUUCGUUUAUGGGAUGUUAAGACAGGGCAAUAAAAAGCAAAUUUGGAUGGUCAUAGUGAAAGAGUCUUAUCAAUAUGCUUCUCUCCUGAUGGUACUAUGUUGGCAUCUGGAAGUGGUGAUUAAUCUAUCCGAUUUUGGGGCGAUAAAUCAGAGAAAUGAAUUUAUUAUUCAUAAAAGCAAU